GGCAUCGCGGGAGUCAGCGGCAGUGGUCACCGCUGGUCACCGAGACGGUCUCGAGAAUCAGCCGUGUGCGCGUUUCGCGAACAUGCGCCCCGUGUAUCUUUUAAAUCGCUUCACGGACAAAGUGCGCGCUACUAUGUGUCUUUUUAUCGAUCCUCGAUCGCAGUAGCGAGAGGAAGCACGGAACGGAACGAUCGGAUAAGCUUCGAGUGGAUCGAGUUCGAUCGAGCGAUACUACGCGUGGAUACUUUGAACAGUGGCAAGAGAAAAGUCGAUCAGUGUUGAGGUCGGGGAAUAUCGUGAGACCAACUACUAAAUAGACGGAUAAACGUGUCGUCUGUUUUAUUACGUUCAUUAAUUUAGCGAAGAACGACUCGGACCGAGUGAUCGAAACGAAGAAAGAGAAGAAAAAUCGUACUAAGUAACGGUAUAAGAGGGAGAAGAGGCAAAAGAUAACGAAAGAAGUUUGACGGUAUUCCGUAAGUUGGAGGUUCGUAUAGUGGCGCGUCGAGACGAUAUAAGGCGGUAUAUAAGAAGAUAUAAGGAGAGUGCGCGGUGUCGUCGCAUAGCGAUCCGGGGACACAUCGAUCGAUCAGGAUCGAUCGAUUCCGCGGCAUCUGGAUCGCGGCUCGAUCGCCUCGGCGGCGGUCCCACUCGGCGUCCACGUUGGUGGCUCGAUAGGAACGACGACGACGACGACGACGUCGUCGUCGUGCGAACGCCGACGUAGGAGGAGGAGGAGGCGGUGGCGUAGGGGAAGGUGGUGCUGGUGGAGGUGGUGGUGGAAGCGGCGGGAGGUAGAAUGGUGCCUUCCGGCCCGUGUCGGUCUCGAGCGGAAAGACGCGCUGAGAUGUCGCCGCGCCGUCUCGCGCCCCUGCUGAUCCUCGGUACGAUCCUCGCCGGGCUGACGAGCACCGCCGCCGCAGACAGGAUGAGCGGCCUCUACGUCGACAACGGUUUCGACCAAACGAUCGUCCACAGAGUGGUUAGCCAACGGGAGAAACGCGAGGUCGAGCACGAGAUAUUGAAUCUUCUUGGAUUACCGGAUCGACCAAGGAAUACGGCCGGUAGGCCGCCGCAGGUCAAGAGGUCGGCGCCCAAGUUUCUCUUGGACAUAUACAAGAAUGCUCUCGGCGAGGACGAAGACGAGAAGCCGAUCGGCGAGCAGCAACGUAGGGCCGGCGAGUUCGACCUCACCGGUCAGGAUCUCAGGGCCAUCGACCAGAGCGACGUCAUCAUGACCUUUGCCGCGCACAAUCAUCAUGUUCCGGGAGUGAGGCAUGAGCGCGGCAAAAGGCUAUGGUUUGACGUCUCCGAGGUACCACCGGGGGAACACAUAAUCAGUGCAGAGCUCAGGCUCUAUCGCAGCAUGGACGUGAAGAAUCGGAGGAAUCGCGGAUCGUACAUGAUCACAGCCUACCGGGUCUUGAGAACCGAAGACGGGACAAGGGAGUUGCAAUACGUAGAUGCGGUGAAUACAACGACAGGAAAAGAGGGGUGGUUGACUUUAAAUGUUAGCGAGCCUCUCGAUCAUUGGGUGAAUAAUCCUGAUGGAAACAAGGGAUUGUAUCUGUCAGUACAUCCCGCAGAUCGUUCUGUACACGAAAUGAGACCAGAUGACAUUGGGAUCGUCGGGUUCAGGGGCGAUCCUGACAAGCAACCCUUUAUGGUGGGUUACUUUAAGAGUUCUGGCAUCAGAGAAUCGAAAGUACGACAGAAACGAGAUGCCAGGAGAAGAAAGAAGAGCGAGUCCUCGAGUUUGGAUUAUCGGAAUAAUCCGUACACCGAUCCAGGCGUACAAUACAACUCGAGGACCUGUAAAAUUCAAACGUUGUACGUGAGCUUCAGGGACCUGAAGUGGCAGGACUGGAUCAUAGCACCGGACGGAUACGACGCAUAUUAUUGCAGCGGCGAAUGCAAUUUCCCUUUGAACGCUCAUAUGAACGCGACCAAUCACGCGAUCGUCCAAACGUUGGUGCAUCUGGUUAGCCCUGGUAAGGUACCAAAGCCUUGCUGCGCGCCCACCAAGCUCUCGCCGAUCUCCGUGCUGUAUUUCCUCGACGAAAGCAACGUUAUACUGAAGAAGUACAAAAACAUGGUCGUCAAGAGCUGCGGUUGCCAUUGAUCGUCCGGGAUUAGCAAGAUGUAUACAUGUGCGGACAGCGCGUUCGGAACGACGAUAAAUCGAACGCAAAGCGAGCUGUGCGGCUGAAUUUUCCGAGUAGAAUCGAUCGACAGUUCUUAAUUCGAUCGAUGACGAGUGUCUAGCGUUAUGGAAUUAUUUCUUUUCUUUAUUCAUUGACAUAUUCGUCCGUGCGAACGAUUUUUAUUUCGUUGAUACGUUUCAUCGAAGAUUCUCAGAGUUUCCAAUCGUUAGAACGUUAAAUAAUGGCAAACGCUAAAACACUCUGUAUAAUUAUAAAAUCUUAUCAUAUAUUAUUAUUAUUAUUCUUGCAAGAAAUUAAAUCGUUCGAUAGUCGUUUGAUCUUUUAAAAUUCUUACACCGCGUUCUAAUGAAUUCGUAUGAUUUCCUCAAUUGCUUAGAGUGCAAUUCGACGUUCGAAUUAAGCUGUUGUCGUUCAAAAUUCCGCUCGAUUCUCGGUUCGACGAAACAAAACUCCAGUGCCUGUUCGCCUGUGUUGGACGUGAACGACAAACGCUGAUCGAUGGCGGAUUUCAAGCGUCGCAAGAAAAUCAUCGGUCGUCUGGUGCCAAAUUUCGACUAGUAGAUAGUGUAAUUUCUCGAAACAAGUGCUUCCGUACUAACGAUCGUAAUAAUUUUCGUCGUUGGAAAAAGUGAAUAAUUGAAUGGGAACAAAAACGAUCGACGAAUACGUGCGACUCCGACACGUGAUUUUUAUCCGAUUUUAGUGGAUACAUUGUAAUAUACAUAUGCCCGUAACGAUCGGGGUUAUCAACCGAUGCUUCGAAUCGUUUCUUUCUUUCUACCUUCUCCUUCCUUCUUUCUCUUUCUUCCUUUCUUUUUUUAUUUUCUUUUUUUUUUUUUUUGUUUUCUUUUAAUCAACUCAAAUAUCUCAUCUAAUGUUCAAACAUUCGAUCGGUUAAUAUAUCGUUUAGUGAUAUUAAUUUAAUGAAGUCAAACUUCCGAUAUUAUAGUCUGAGAAAAAAUGAAACAAAGAGAACGUGGUUGUUCGGUGAAUUUCUACAUAUUUGUUCUGUCGCUGUUUUGAAAAACACAUUUGUGUUCGCGUUCUUCCGUUCGCUCGUCGAAGGCCUCUAUGUACGCAAGCCGACACGAAAAGGAAAAAGAUAUCUUUUUUUUUUGUUUUCUUGUAAUUAGACUUAUUUAUGUUUGUAAGUAAUGCGUCUGACCGAGAGAAUAAGAGCACCGUGUGUAAUACUCGUAGCAGAUUCGUAUGUGUACAGGUUGUUUCAUAAGAUAAUCCAUGAAUCCAGCAAGUGACAGAUCCCUCGCUCAAAAGCGAAUUGAUUCUUAAGACAGGUUUGUCGGUUGUUGGCUUCUAAUCGAUCAACGGAUUGCGCUGAAUAAUCAAGAAUUAAUAAUUUUCAUCCGAGAAUCUCUCAUUUACGAAAAGUCUCGCUACUUAUCGUAUAAAACAUUCCACAGAGUAGUCGGUUAAUUGUCACCUUAAAUAUCAUUGAAAUUCUGAAGAGUGGGAAAGAAUUUAUCUGUGAAAGAUAGCACGAUAGAAAAGAUACGACGAAAUCAAGUGUUAUAGUAGGAUAUUAUGAUAACUCUAUAAUACGAAGAAUUUAUUUGUUAUUUAUUAGAGGGGGGGAAGAUCUUCUCAAGGAUUGCGAGUUUGAUUAAUGUUCAUUAUUCAUGAAAUUUAAAUACUCAAGAAUUUGAAUGAACAUACCGAAGAAAAACGGAAUUUUAUCCUCGACUGGGAUGAUAUAAAAUAUCGCUGUGACGUAGCUCCAACCUAACUUACAAUAGUCUGCAUUAAGUUAUUUAAUUUGAAAGUACGUACUUCCUCUUUAAUUUGAAUUUUCUAUCUUACGUGACAAAGACCGUGAGUAGUGUUCAUCGCGUAAGAUAUAAGAUAUGAAUUAAAACGAAGUGACCCAAUUCAAAUUUAAUUUAAACUGUAGCGAUUACCUAUGGGCCAACAAUACCAAUCGAAGAUUAAUAUAACACUUAACUUUUGUAAUUACAGAUAAUUGCUUAAUUAAAUUAGCAAUACCUAGACGAUUAUACAUAUAGAAAGAGCGGAAUAAGAAUUAUACGACUAAAUCUUUUCUGCUAUAUAAUUAUUAUAAAUGAAAUAUUUUUCUCUAGCUUCCUCAUUCCGAGGGAUAUUAAUCCUCUAUAACAAGAAUUCUUUGUUUCAUUUUUAUUUAAGAAGAAAGAAUUGCAAUUUGUUAUAUAUUAUCUAAAAUCUUAUUAUUUUAUUAUACGAUAAUUAUUCUAACGAAAUUUCAAUUUCGAUAUGCAACGAUACAGUGACAGUAAGUAAAGUAAGAAUAAAAGUUAUAGCGAUGGAAGUAAGUAAAACGAUAAAAUUAAAUUAAAUUUCGUUAUAGAGGAUUAACAUGGCGACAGUUACCGAACCACCCUGUACAUACUUACACACCCUAGUAACUCAACUUUCUAUGUACAUGUAUGUAAAGUGUAAAUUUAUAUACAUAUAAGUAUAUAGAAAGUGGAAAAUUCUUUAGUACGAUUUUGUAGUAUCGUAAUUAUAAUGCGACAGAGAAUCAGAUUUGUCGACAAAAAUAAACAUCAUAAGCGCAUAUUUCUCAAUCGAAGCGAAAGUACAUAUUUUCCAAAAUCUCGUGCUUUUUACUUUGCGUGCCACAUGCAAGUCGGUAUCGUUCGCGCAUUUCAAAAUUACGCGUCGACUUCAAUUUGAAACGUACGCGUUUAGCGCGAUUAAUCGAUUAAUCGUACAAUCGAACGAUAAUCGCACAGUUUUGUUUUUUCUUUUCUUCUAUCUUCUUCCCUUCUUUAUUUUUCCCUUUUUUUUUGUAUAGAUUUCUAUUUUUUACAAGCUCUUAGAAAACGUACGAGAAUUACGUUAUAGUCAUACUUAAUUGACGCGUGAGAUUAAAAGUUUUAUAAAUUAUUCCGACGCAAGAUUCGAAUGUGGUGCCGCCGCUGCUCGAGAUAUGUGUCAGCGUUGUUUAAUGGCGUUUAACGAGCGUUUAACCGUGUGAAUGGGAAUGAAGCAUAGUCCAUUUUAGCUCGUGGGUGCGUGAAUGCGUUCGUGGAUGCGAUCACAAAUCAAUCGAUGAAUAUAUAUAGUCUGUGGUAUUAUUAACACAACUUUUGUAAUGACAGUGUAAAUAUAUCGUUGUAAAUACGUUCUAUAAUGCAUACUACAUAAUAUGUACAAUGUA
This is a messenger RNA of Bombus terrestris (buff-tailed bumblebee), 5322 nucleotides long. RefSeq names its product protein 60A (gene gbb). The transcript has 6 exons. Lineage: Eukaryota; Metazoa; Arthropoda; Insecta; Hymenoptera; Apidae. Gene Ontology annotation, cellular component: extracellular region. Gene Ontology annotation, molecular function: cytokine activity; growth factor activity. Gene Ontology annotation, biological process: BMP signaling pathway; SMAD protein signal transduction. The record is from RefSeq and is a predicted model, not a curated record. Bases 800 to 2122 code for a protein of 440 amino acids.